Messenger RNA from Xyrichtys novacula (pearly razorfish), 10678 nucleotides. The record is from the annotation of a GenBank genome assembly. NCBI's taxonomy places the organism in Eukaryota, Metazoa, Chordata, Actinopteri, Labriformes, Labridae.
AAAAGACUAGCCUACUGUCUGUAUUGAUGUUUAUUUUAAUCCCUAUCCAGUAUAGGCGCCCUCGCACUCUGCUACAGUAUUUUUUAAAUAGACGCGGAACCUUCGUGCACGGUCACCAUUUCCUCUACGGACAUAAACAUCGUCACAACAAAUAUUGAAAAGUGCCGCUGUGAUGUUAAUUUUAUACUUCACUUCUUCAGAUUUGUGUUCAAAACGUUUAAAGUAGUUAAGCGGAUUUAAGCUGAUGUUGUUACCGUUUACUCGGAAAACUUGAGAGAAGGAUUUCGGACCUGUGUUGUGAUGGGAGUCCACGGACUGUGGAGGCUGCUGGAGAGCACAGGGAAACCCAUCAACCCUGAGACUUUAGAGGGAAAGAUACUUGCUGUUGGUAUCCUGAUCUAUGCUCUAAUUUGUGAAUUUAAAGUGUGACCCGACCACUCUUUCUUCCUUCUAUCAGAUGUGUUGAUAUAACCAACAGAUUUCUGUAUGUGUCCAUCAUUAACCUUAACCAGACCCCCCCUCAGACAUCAGUAUCUGGCUGAACCAGGCGGUGAAGGGGGUGAGGGACCGUGAUGGGAAUAGUGUCCAGAAUGCUCACCUCCUUACUCUCUUUCACCGCAUUUGCAAGUUGCUUUUCUUCCGCAUCAGGCCAGUCUUUGUGUUUGAUGGGGACGCACCUCUGCUGAAGAAGCAAACCUUGGUAAGUCAUGUUCUCCCAAAACCAUCAAGAGGUCCUUCAAAUGGUCCUAAUAUAAUAAUAAGGACAUAGUGACGGCUGACUUUGGCUCCUUGUUUCCAAAGUUCAGUCAAACUAUCAGGAAUCCGGGAGUGAUUUUUGACAAACACCUGAAGUUUGACAAAUAAAUUGAAAAUGUUGUACAGACUAGUUUCUAAGGUCAAAAUGUUUUUAAGCCGCCACGAUCUUGAGAUAGCCAUCCAUGCUCUAAUCAGCUCAAUAUUAGACUAUUGUAAUGCAUUUUAUGUUGGCAUCUCCCAAUCAUCUCCAAGUCGCCUGCCCGUCUUUUAACCAGCACUAAUAGACGUGAGGGCAUCACUCCUGUCCAUAGCUCCCUUCAUUGGCUUCCCCUCCCUAUAGGAUUGAUUUUAAACUAUUAAUGUUUGUUUUUAAAGCUCUUAACGGCCUCGCCCCCAUCUAUUUAACUGAGCUUUUAACCGUUCAGGAGCCGGGUAGAGCUCUGAGGUCGUCAAACGAACUUCUGCUGGAGGUUCCCUAGGUCAAAAUACACUGGGGUGACCAAGCCUCUUCAGUUGUUGGUCCCAGGCCCUGGAAUAAUCUACCCACUGAAAUGAGACUUAUUUCUGACCUUUUUAAAUCUUGGUUGAAAACAUAUUUAUUUAAGAUGGCUUUAAAUACCCAGUAGUGUGGUGACAUUUAUUUUAUUGCAUUGUAUCUUAUUCUUUUUUAUUGUUUUUAUCUAUUCAUUUUUACUAUGUAUUGUAAAGCUCUUUGGUUUCCCAAAAGGGUCGUUGUAAAGGGCCGUAUAAAUAAAGAACAUUUACAUUUACAAUAUAUUGUUUGUGUGGGUCCUCUUCGUAGGCUUUGAGAAGGCAGAGGAAAGAGGAGCUGAACCUUGAGUCCAAACAGACCAAUGAGAAACUCCUCAAGACAUUUCUGAAGAGACAAGCUAUCAAAGCUGCUCUUGGAGACCACAGGUAGAGAACAGGUGGAUAGACGGCGAAGAAGACAACAUCUGCUCUCUAUCUCUUGGCUAAUAAGACCCCAAAAUGAAAACACGUAUUCUGAUUCUGGCAUUAAUUCUCUCGUCCUGCAGUAAAGAUCCUUUCCCCAGCCUCUCCAACGUGAGAAGAGAUGAAGUGGAUGACAUGUACAUACUGCCAGCCCUACCAGCUGCAGAGGAGAAGGUUAAAAGCAGGUCAGAAACCAAGAAGAGGUUAUUAUUCUAGCAUGGAUAAAGAGCAGGGUAUUUAAGUCAUAAUUUUAAAAAAUAUAUUUAUUGUUCAACACUUGACAUGCUAUUAUUUACAAGAUAACAAGCCAAACUCAAAAUCAGCCAAGAAAGCUAAACAAGCAUGUUUGUGUAAAUGUCUACAACUGCACAAUCCGUUUACUUUUUCAAUCUGCUUUAUUCUGACAGCUCAGAAGAGGAGGAAGAGGACAGUAAAGAGUGGGAGGAGAGCGCUGAUAGUUUUCACAUGUACCAGGUAAAAUGAUUCCUCCUGCUACACAGCGAAACAGGUACAAAUAGAGGUAAGCCACACCUCAGAGCAAAGUACUGGAAAUGAUUUAAGAUACGUAAAAGGUAUGAAGUAUAACAAAUGAUUAGUGAUGGGCAGUUUAUUUGCAAAAAGAAAUUACAAGCUGUGCUUUGUUUGGGCACCGAUUUGGCCUCAUAGUAAAGUCAGACACCCCACCUGCAGAGGCUACACUCCACUAAGCAGGUGGCCAGGGAUCAAUACCAACUUGCAGCCUCUUUCCCAAAUAUCUCUCCUUACGCUCUCUUCCAGUGUCCCACUCUAUCUAAAGUUCUGUUCACUCAGAGUAAAGGCACCAAAGCCAGAAAAGGAAGAAAAAAAACGAUUCAUUUUCACAUAGCUCUGUUAUUUCCCGACUUUGCAGAUGUUUAAUACCAGGAAACAUGUUGAUAGUUGAAUAAGUAGCCUACUUUGUUCUGUUGAUGUGAUAUUUCAUCUUCAGCGAAUGUGUUGACUCUUUCUUGUGAAGCACUGCAUUUCACCAGAGUAAAAAAAAAGCUUUAUAGCAGAGGGGUCAUCCUCCCAUCUUACAAAUAAUUUCUCUUUAAAGCCGCACUAUCAUCCAAAAGUCAAAAAUGAACCAUGUCACCAUUCAGAGCCAGACUGUUAACUGCGUGCUGUGUCUCAGGGAGAACUGUAUGGAGACCCGAACUCAGUGGACAUCAACUCAGAGGAGUUUGCCUGCCUGCCUUCUGAAAUGAAACAUGAGAUUCUCAAAGAAAUGAAAGAGUUUUGUAAAAGGCGCCGGACCAUGUACCAAAAACCCCCAGAGGUACUGACCACUGUUAAUCACAAACACACACUCACUCACACACUCGGGUUCACUCUUCUUAAACUGUGACCUUACUUCCCUUUUAGAGUUCUGGAGACUUCUCUCAGUAUCAGCUGGCUGGUUUGCUGCAGAGAAAUCGUCUGAACCAGCGCCUGGAGGUCGUGGAGAAAGAGAUGAGCCAGCAGAGUGCAGGAGGUGCACCACAGCUUUACAACGAGGAUGGAGACAAGCAGAAUCACGAUGUGGAGUCACAACGACUCGCUUCUGAAGAUCAUUCCCACUACAUCCUUAUCAAAGGUGAGGGCGACUUUGAUGCUGCGGUCUCAGCUUUUACCUGUUUUAAAGAGAAGCUGUUCGAUAUUGGUUGUUAGCUUUUUUAUUUGUAUUUAUUUAUUUAGCACAGAUUAAAAACAGUGCAAGGAGGGAACAAAGCCCAUAGACUUAUGCAAAGGGUGCAAACGACUAAGUAACUCGGACAUAGACAGGUUAUAAAAAUACAAUGAUUAGGGAAAGGUCAAACAGAUACAAAUUGUCAUAAAUAGAACACAGACUACUCAUCAACCAGUGAUAGAGACAAUAUAAGUAAGUAUACAUAAAAAGGAAAGAAACAUGAUCAUAACAAAUAAUUAUGUGUUUAAGACAUGAUUUUAAAGGAUUUGUUGGAUGAUUUUGGUUUUAGAGAUGCAUCCAGAUGAUUCCAUAGUUUAGGUCCUCUAAAAGUGAUAUAAGCCUGAUAACUAGAAGUUCGACAGGAAGGUAACUGAAGACGGCCAUUUUGUCUUGUUGAGUUCGGGUGAAGGUCAGAUGCAUGACUGUAUUUUUACACACUUUCCCCCUAAGAAAUGGAUAAAUUUACAAUAGAAAAUAGUAAACCUAUAUUAAAGAAAAAAAACAUCCAAGACAAGAAAGCAUUUGACUGUUUGAAAUGGGGUGAAAUCUGACUACUCUACCACUUAAAUAUCAAAGAAAGGAAAACAAACUUUGAGUUUGUGAGAUGGAUCAUCUUUGUGAGACCAAUUGUUGCCUAAUUGAACUUCAUCUUAACCAGUUUUGCAAGAAAUCAGUCUAUAAUCUUAAGGUAUGACAUGGACUGUGUUUGUUUCAGGGGAAAGUUUUGCACAGUUGUCGGAGUAAAAAAGUUUUAUCACAGAUUUUUCACAUUGCUGAAAUUUUUCUAUUUAGGCUCCAAAAAGAGUGAAACUGUCCCCGAGAGCCGCCCUGCAGCUGAUCCCUGGUCGGGGAGCUCCCUGUCAGGUUCCAUUCGACGGGCCGUGGGGAAACCGGAGCCUUUGUGGCGUCCUGCCGGUGAUGUAGAGGAGAAAGUGUGUGGUCCCGCCUCGGAAGACUCCAAACCCCAAGUAUCAAAACCGUUUCAGGAAGACACAUCGCCACCCUCUCCUCGCACCCUUAAAGCAAUCCAGGCUGCAAUGAGUGACAGCUCGGACGAAGAGAAGGUAGAACAAGAUAAGAUGAGUGGGAAUGCGUCUCCACGUACUCUUCUGGCGAUCCAACAAGCUCUUGCUGAGGAAGACGCUGCUGUUGAACACAGCAACUCAAACACCAAACUGAAGGUGGAUAUUCCCCGUCCUGUCCCUCAGGUGGUCAUCAGCUGCUCAGACGAAGACGAAGAGGCAGAAAAAGUCAACUUUACUUCUCUAAAAAAUCCUGAUUUGAAAGAGAGUACAACCGGACAAAGUUUACUUGAGAGGGACAGAUUGUUAGUCAGCAGCUCUGAAGAUGAGAUGGAGGAAGUGAUAGGUCAGAGAAACAAAGCACUUCACUUUGCAGCUUUGCAACAACCUCAGGAGAAAUCAGAGGAGGAAAUGAAAAAAGGCCGUUUAAUAGAGGAUAUAAGGAGAGGAAACAGAGAACAGACAACAAGAGCAGAGCUUGAGAUAAGAGAGCCAGAGGAAGGCUUGAUCAGAUUGAAUGGAGAUCUGGUUCAACAACAGGCUGCUGCAUCAGAUACUGAAGUCCCUCCUGGUGGUCCCAAGUCUGAGCCCAGUGAGGAGAGUGAGUCAGAAGGUACAGUAAUGAUCCUUUUAAAAACACAUUCAUUCAUCUGUUUUUGUUUCCAGAAGAUAUCAACUGGAGAUCUGUUCUGUCUCUUCGCAGAAAGCUUUAUUGAAGUGUCAGAAGAGGAAUUCAAGGAAGACGAGGAGGAGUCGCUCGUUGUGAUAAGAGAAAAAAGACCCCUAGAUAAGGAACAUACACAUGAAUCCAAUACGAAAGAAAAGCUAGAGGUAGAUUUGACAGAAGCUGAAAGUGAAGCGAACGCUGUCAUGACAUCAGAGGAAGAAGAGGACGAAAAGACUGAAGAGGAAGAGUCAAAGGAGAGGACAGAGAACGAGCCACACUCAACUCCAGCGGUCAAUGAGUGGGAACAUUUUGAUGUGGUGAGUGAUGAUGAGAAGAUCAACAAUGUUCACCAAAAUCACAAACGGGACAUGUGACCACGUUAAUGCAUAUAGUAACUGAUCAUGCUUAUUAUUUUAAUUCCUUACUUUAGACACAGGUGUAGACGUGCCAAGCCAAAAUUCGGUGCUGCAUUUAUAGACGCUAACUGUAGAAUUUAAAACACAAAACAAAGAGAGAAAAAAAAGUCAAACAUUUUUUUUUGUCUCUGCGCCCCUGUAGGUUUUAAGCAAAGUGAUGUCGCAUGUGUAUUAGUGUGUGUCUGUGCUUGUGUUGUGUUGCAGGGUGAGCUGGAGGCUCUGGAGAGCUCUCUCCAAACGGAGCAGAGCAAUCUGAGGGAGCUGAAGCAGCAGCAGGAGAGGAUGGCCAACACCGUCACUGGACAGAUGUACCUGGAGAGCCAGGUUAACAUACAGACACGUAUAAAACACAUAUUAUCCACCCUGAAAAGUGAUGAUGACCUUUGACUUAUCAUUUUUAAUAUAAACAUAGAUAUAUAUUCUUAUAUAUAUUCAUAAGUGCCCCCCAAAGUAAGGACUGAACUGGGCAUGAAGGGUUUUAGGUUUUCAGCACCUAAUACCUGAAACAAACUACAGUCUAAACUUCGCCUUCAAGCUCUUGUGAAACUAAAUGAAUUAAAAAAUGUAGUGAAAUCAUGACAAUCUCCCUCAUCUGUGUGUAAAUGUUUUAUGUGAGAUCGUUUUAAUGUUGACAUGCUGUGAAUUUUAUCUGUUGAAGGAACUGUGCUGCUGCUGCCCUCUUGGCCAGGUCUCCCUUGUAAAAGAGUUUAGUAAUCUCAACAGGACCAACCUGGUUAAAUAAAGGCUAAAUAAACAGAAUAAAGAAACAAGUACAACAUACACAGUGCCUUGAAGAAGUAGAAGAAGAAACUUUUUCACAUUUUGUCACUCUACAAGUCAAUCAGGUCAAAGUCCAGACCUAAAUUGCUGUUCAUAGACGCUCUCUAUCCAAUCUGGCUAAGUUUGAGCUCUUUUGCACAGAAGAAUGGACAAAAAUUUCAGUCUCUAGAUGUGCAAAGCCUGUAGAGACAAACCCCAAAAGACUUGCAGCUGUAAUUGCAGCGAAGGUGACUCUACAAAGUAUUGACACCGGGGGGCUGAAUACAAAUGCACACAUUACACUUUUCAGGUUUUUAUUUGUUUUUUGUUCCACUUCACAAUUACUUUGUGUUGGUCGAUGACAAAAAAUCUCAAUAAAUACUUAGAAGUUUGUGGUUGUAGAGUGACAAAAUGUGAAAAAGACAGUGUAACAAUACAGAGGAGGAGAACAACAGUUGGGGGUCAGGUUAUAUUUAAACUGUCAGACUGUGACUGAGUAUCAACUCACUCACAGUCUUCAGUUUCACUUUAUAAAGGCCACAUGUUUAUUACUGAAGAGAAGAGACUGCCAAGAGCUUAACUACUUCUCAGUUAAAUACAGAAACAUGUACCAGUAAUUGGCCGGAUUGACUUACUGUCACUGAUUUGUUUUCAUAGAUUGGUUCUAUAGUAACUGAAAAUCUUUGUACAUGGUGUCAAAACCUAUAAGGUACAAGAGGAAGUACCGUGACAGACUAACAGGGUGUAUUUAGUAUGUAUGGGAUCAAUAACUUCUUCUGGCGUUGGUCUUCAGGAGCUGCUGCAGCUGUUCGGUGUGCCGUUCCUGGUGGCUCCAAUGGAAGCUGAGGCUCAGUGCGCUGCGCUUGACCGCGCCGACCAAACAAACGGCACCAUCACGGACGACUCCGACGUGUGGCUGUUUGGAGGACGACACGUCUACAAAAACUUCUUCAGCCAGAAAAAAUACGUGGAGCACUAUCAGUACAGCGACCUGCAAAACCAGCUGGGUCAGUGUUUGUGGGAACAUCUGCCGUCUGCAGAUAUUUUGGCUUUAGUCGGUCUGUUUAUGACAAGAGUCACGUAACGGUCGGCUGCAUGAUGAUACCUUGUUCUAAACAGAAGCGUGAGGUGAUGAAACUGUGGUAGGAUAACACGCUGCCGUGUUAAUCUGAUGGAAUUAUAUUACACAUAUCAGAGACAGGUGUUUGUAGAUGAGUGUGAUCCAGAAGUGACUGAUGAGCUGUCAGCAGACUGACCGCUCACACUGGACUUAACGCCCUCCCCUCCCUUCCUCUCCUCUUCUUCCUCUAUUUUUAACUCCUGUUUUCUUCCCUCUUCGAUCGUUUUUUUUAUACUGAUUUCUUGCUCAGGCCUCGACAGAACUAAACUGAUCAACCUCGCUUAUUUGCUGGGAAGUGACUACACAGAGGGAGUGCCAGGAGUCGGAUAUGUGACCGGCAUGGAGAUACUGAAUGAGUUCCCUGGGAUGGGCUUGGAGCCACUCAUACAAUUCAGGUGUGUUUGAGACCUUCAAGGUGAAUUAUAGCACUUACUAACUUACUGUACUAUAUUUUUCUUCAUCUAAACAAUUGGUGGAACCUUUAGCGCCCCUUUAGACCCAGAUCAUCCUGCUGCAAAGUCAAGACUGUCGGAUCAGCGUACAAAAAACUCUUUUUCCCAAUUUCAAGAUGGCCCACUGUGCACAGAAAUAAAAGAAUAAGUGUUCUGACCGGGUAAAAGAGCAAAGACUGGAGCUUUCAGACUCUUCAUAAGGACAAGAUUACAUAGACUAGAAGGCAAGCAAGUUAAGAGCUUCCAUAUAUGUAAGGAAACGCCAGUAACUUAGUCAACACUGCUCCCUUUAUGCAACUCAAGCAUACAGGGAGAAGCGGUGAGCUAAAGAGUGAAGGUAUUGUUAUGAUGCACGCAUAUAUGCAUAUACAAAAUAUCAGCGCAUUCAAUCAUGGGGAUUGUUGGGUCUAAAACCUGCCCAAAUACCUUAAAACACAUAAAAAAGGAGAAAGACAAUGGAAUAUACUCGAGGAGAAUGGACAGUGAUCUUUUUUUUAGCUAUCUCAAUACCACUCUAAGGGUUCUUUCUCUGUCCGGCCUCUUUUAUUUAGGGUUGUCCCUGGUUACACAAUGUUUCUAAAAGGUGGGGGGAAAUUGUGCAGCAAAGUUAGCACUCUCAUAAAGCAUAAUAAUGAACAACUUGUGAAUAUGUGAAGGUCAAGGCGGCAUCUAACGAGCUCCUUCUGAUAAGAAUAUCCUCCCCAAAACCUUCCCACGAUUCAUCCGUGGAGGAUAUGUCACCCCCACACCCACACCUGCUGAUAGGAAAAACACGGUCACAGAAAACUGAAAGAAACAUUGUUGUACUGUGUAGUAAAUCUAUUGGAGAGAGAAGUUAGGAAACACUCUUAUAUGAUAAAAAUACUCUUAUAUGAUGUAUAAAAAGAGGUCAAAGCAGUUUAUACUUGUAGUAUAAACUCUUACAUAAGAAUAUGAGGAAUAAUGAUAACUUCUAUAUACAUUUAUGCACAUUAUUCUAACAGGGAUAAAAGUGGUAGCAACAAGUUUUUACAGCAAAAAAAAACAAAAAAACUUGACUGGCUUCUGAACGAAAAAGCCCAGCUGACACGACAACUUCUUUCAAAGAUGUAUGAAAAGCUGAAAAAAAACAGCAAAUACUGAUUCAGAAUCCUAUAAGAUCAUAUAGAUUCAAUCACAUCACCCUCAGAUGGAAUAAUAGAUUGUAAGUUCAGAGUCUUUGAGUUUUCAAAUACCAUGAAUUUUGUCAGGAGUCAAGACCAAUCGAAGCUCUCAGAUACUGUGUGCAAACCAUCCUGAGAGCGCUCAAUACCUGUUUCAAAAUUAGCAUAUUAUGGUCUAGUAAGAUCAAUACUGUUGACAUACAUUGUAAGUAACAGUUGACCCAAGACAGAGCCCUGGGUCAUGCCAUUUAUUGUUUCAAGAGAUCUAAAGGCGAUCCCUUCAGUGCCUUCAGAUCCCUUUUGUGGUCUGUGGCUUGAAGUGUUGCAGGCAGGUUUUGUGAUUGAAAUUUGUGUUGUGUGUUUGCCUGUUCGUUGUUUGUUUUUUUGCUUUAGUCAGUGGUGGUCAGAGGCUCAAGAGAAAAAGCGCCUGGUGUCCGAUCCGAGGGACACAAAGGUCAAGAAGAAACUGAGGGCCUUAAAGCUGCAGCCGGGGUUCCCCAGCCCUGCGGUCGCUCAGGCUUACAUGGAGCCCGCUGUGGACCAGUCAGACAGCACCUUCACUUGGGGACGCCCACAGCUGGAUAUGAUCAAAGAAUAUCCUUUCAUUGUGUGUUUAUUAUGUGUUUGUACGUGUAAAGCAGGAGCGUGUGUAGUUUCCUCAACCAGUCUCUUUACGUUCUGUUUGAAUCGUUUUGGUUGGAGCAGCCGGAAAACAGAAGAGACUCUUCAGCCGGUGAUAAAACAGCUCAACACUCAGCAUGUAAGUGAGAUCGUUUUUAACCAGUCUGGAACAUUGUCACAUCUUCCUUAACCUCCUUUUUUCCACCAAAUUUCCCCUGAAUGUCCCGUGAGUUUAAAACAAGUCCGUAUCAAUGGAAACCACAUCGUCGUCUAACAUCACCAACUGUUUUCGUUUAGACUCAGCUGCGAAUCGACUCAUUCUUCCGCUUGGAGCAACAGGAGAAGCAGGGGAUCCGCAGCCAGCGCCUCCGCCGAGCGGUCACCUGCAUGAAGAGGAAGGAGAAAGAAGCAGGAGAGGAGAGCGAGGAGGACAGCGAAGAGGAGAAACUGUCCCCGUCAAAACCCAAAAAAGACAGGACAGCACAUGAGAGUCCAGCCAAAGGAGGGGUGGCAGGAAGGGGAGAGGAGAGGAGACCUGGAGGAGGAGGAGGAGGAGGGUUUCUGGGGUCAGAGGUCAUUGUUGAACCUCCUGUUACAUCUCUGAAUGACUCGAGCAGCAGCAGCAGCAGCCAGGAGUCUUUCACGGUCAAAACCCCUCAGGUUACUAAGACUCCGACUCAGACGAUCAGAAGGAAGAGCAGCAGCAGCUCCAGCGAGGGCAGUGAUGAUGGUGGAGAUGGAGUCGCUAUGGUUACAGCCAGGUCUGUGUUUGACAGCAGCCGACGAGGCCGAGGAGGGAAACAUCCACGUGGAAGGGGAAGUGUUAGAGGAAAAGGCAAGGGGAAACUAAGAGGAAAAAAAUGAACUUUGACUGUCGGACGGAUUUGACAAACGAAAAUCAUGUCUGAAAACAAGGUGCUAUAAAUGUCUGUGACUUUAAAUAUGAAUUAUGUAAAUGUAUCAUGAUGAAAUGAGCUUCUCUGUACCACAGGAAAUAUGUUUGUAUUAGAGUAACAGACAGUAUGAGGACUGAAGAUGCUUUGCAUUAAAUUUUCCCGCUUUUGGAAGUUGAAAUAUUUCCA